UCCCACUUCGUCCACCUGAGGGCAACAGAACGGGACCCGGCGACGGAAGAGGAACUAGACGUAAACAGGAAGCACAGGGAGUGGAGGAAAACAACAUCGAACGCCAACCAAAGACGGAUCCCAAUUAAAUAUAUUUAUUCCCUACAAAUAGCGUCGUUCAAUCUGUAAAUAAUUUGUUUUGGUUGCUACAAGUUAUGUCGGGGUCAGCGAAUACCACCGACGGGAUGUCGAAUCCUCAGUUAUUCCAGCAGAUGGCCUUCCUGAACUGGCUCUCAACACAGAGUGACAGCAGUAGAGAAACCCUGAUGACCUUGACCGGCAUCGGUGUGGCCAGAGAGCUGUUCAACCGCCUCACAGGACAGGACAGAGUGGACUACUUUAAGAAAGAAUGUAUCCGGAGCAUUGCAGAGUUUGUCCAGACACAUCCGCGGGCGUCUGAGCCCGAGCUCAGCGCUGAGGUGAACAAGAACGUUCUGCUGUUCGCUGCGCGGGUGAAAGCACUGGAGUCCGCGCCAAUAUUCUGAAACACGCACAAACAUAUACACAUCUCGUACAGCCCAUCGUGCGGCAUAUAAACAAAUAUGAUUUUUUUUUUGUUAUUUGUUCCUUUUCCAAGAACAGGAUUACAGCUGAAAAUGUAUUUCAAAUAACUCUGUUGAUCCAGGCAACUACCCAGCCGCGUUGGUAGGAAGUGGCAGAAUACGGCAGUGUCUAAAUUCCAUCAAUGUACCUUUUUAUGCCAUUGAAAAUAUAUUUUCUGACCCCACUGAGAUUUGCUGUUCUGCUGGUUUAUGCCCAUUGCUUAACCCCUUUUACUGUUGCACGAGCCCCAGUAUUGAUCUGCUGUUUCCCAGUAAAAUCUCAUGCUAGACGGUGGAUUAUUUACAUUGAUACCGCGAGGGCUGAAGGGAUUUUUGUGCUUAUCCACAAUGUCGAAGCAACGCAGGUCAGAGUCAGAUGCGGCACGGCGCGCACAUUAGUGUCUGUGCAUGGUCAUAGCCUGUGCAUCUCGGCCCCCAUGCAGCAAUCUGUAUCGGCGUACAAAGGAAAUUCAGGAUGGAACAAUGAUAGUACGACAGGACCAACGUAUCUUGGAUGAGGGGAACAACCUCGACCACUUUUCCAAAAGGACGGCUUAACUGCUCAAUAAAAAUAAGCCAAACUCAGACUUGGUGUUGGACAUGAGAGGCACUCUCAAACUGUUGUGGAAGAAUUAAGCAGAGUAUAUCAAUUAGAUCAGUUUAAGUAGCAUUAAAUAUUUCAAUUUUUAUUUCAAAUGGUUGACCCAAGUAUUGAAAUAUUUGUUAAUUUGAAUUUUUCUUUGUUCUGAAAUAGUUGUAAUCUAUUACUAUCGUGUAAUGCAGAAUAAUGUGAGUCGGGUUUUGUGAUUCUUUGCAUAUGAACGGUAGGGCUUUUAUCCAUAAAAAUUGUUGCGAAUGUUCAUAAUGUAAAGUGAAAUAAACAUUCUCAAAAAGAGUAACACCUCUA
This is a messenger RNA of Gadus morhua (Atlantic cod), 1488 nucleotides long. RefSeq lists its product as uncharacterized. The transcript has 3 exons. Lineage: Eukaryota; Metazoa; Chordata; Actinopteri; Gadiformes; Gadidae. The record is from RefSeq and is a predicted model, not a curated record. The coding region runs from base 195 to 524 and encodes 109 amino acids.